GGCUCUAGGUUCUCCAGCCGGCUCAAUCGCAGGCGACCCGAACCCGUACCGCUUCAAAGCCAGCUCUACAAUUAUAGCCGGCUCUCCUGCAGAUUUUUAAAGGCCUCGGGUUUCUCUCUCCCCGCACAAACCAGCCCAGAUCUGCUUCAAUCCCGCGACCUCUCCUCUCCCAAAUCUCGCCAUUCACUCUCUCAAACACCAAAAUCCCUCCAAAUCUCCAAAACCCAUCCCUUAAACACUCAAAUUUCUUCAAAUCCUUACCUACCCAACACAAAUCCACAAGCUUUCUACUCCAAUUUUGCUUGGUUUUUGCUGAGUUCUCUCUCUCAUGGCUUCAAGAAGGGGCGGAAGCAAGAGGAAACAAAUUGGGAGUUCUAGUGCCGGUGGCCAAGCCCAAGAGGAAGGUAACCUCGUUGAUAAUGCUCUGUUUAUGGAUGAUGAUGCUAUUAAUCGCUAUAAUUUUCUCAAAAACUUGGCUGUGCUACCAUGCAAUUGUGUGAAAUUCAGUCAAUUUCCUCAAGGAGAUAUGCUUAUUGAACAGAUAUUUAGAGAUAUUGAGUGGAUAAAUUAUUUAAAAAUUAAGGAACCUGUGUAUCAUGAAGUAGUUCAUCAGUUUUAUGCUAAUUUGAAACCAAAAAAGAAUACAUGCCGCACCAUGGUUUCUGGGAUAUCAUUUCAGUUUUCACCAAGAGAAAUUUGUGCUACAUUAGAAAUACCUGAAGGAGGAGAUGAUCAGUUUGAAGGUGUAAAUAUAUCUGAAGUUAGAGCCACAAUUGCCCCAAAUUGUACUACUGGACAUAUUAAUGUGGGAUUUCUUACACCAGAACACAGAGCAUUGCAGUGGAUUAUUAGUCGCAUUCUUGCUCAGAGAAAGAGUUCCAAAUCUGUUGUACUUAGUGGUGAUCUCUUAUGGUUUGAUUAUCUUCUCAAAAGGAAGAGGUUGAACCUUGGAAGAUUCAUUUACCGGAACCUAAUCAAGACUUAUCCAUCAAACAUGGGUCUUCCUCAUGGUGCUUUAAUUACUAGAUUGGUGAAGAGGAACAAUGUUGAUCUUACACCCUUUAUGCUUGGAAAGGUUCAAAGUGGGACUACACUCAAUAAAGCUUCCUUUGAGAAUAUACAAUAUGAGUUUCGGAAUGGUAGCUGGAGGAAGAAAGGGGAUCAAGCAAUGGAACAGCAAAGUGAUGAAGAAGAAGGUGAUGGAGAUCAAGAAAUGGCAGAACAAGGGAAGAAGAACAUGGAGACAGAAAUGAAUGGUUUCCGGACAAAAAUGAGAGGGAGAAUGACUAACGUGGAAGGAAAGCUUACUAACGUGGAAGGAAAGCUUGAUCGGCUUGUUAACCAUUUUUUUCCUCCACCCCCACCUGAUGCCACCUAACUUGAUAUCUCUUUAGUUUGGCUAAUCUUUAGGGGGAGUUUAUUGGUUGAUGAUUGUAUUCAUGACUUUGGUUGUCUAUGGUGCUAUAUUGAUGAUGAUUGAUGAUUAUAUUCAUUACAUAUUCUUGAUGCUUUAAAGGUUGAUAGCAUGAAUUAAUGGGGAGCAUUUUGUGCUUAAAUUACUUUUCUUAAUGGUUAUCAUGCUUAAAUGCUUUAAAGAUUGAUGUGCAUGAAUUAAGGGGAAGUUUGUUG
This is a messenger RNA of Rubroshorea leprosula, 1629 nucleotides long. NCBI's taxonomy places the organism in Eukaryota, Viridiplantae, Streptophyta, Magnoliopsida, Malvales, Dipterocarpaceae. The record is from the annotation of a GenBank genome assembly.